CCUUCCCUGGGCUUUCCUCAUUCCUCACCUCGGGUAUAUAAAAGCCACUGCCAGCAGCUGUGACCGUGGGCAGCUCCACUGUGACAUCAAAGGGUCCAGGAGGGACAAGGCGGGGUUUCCAUCUGGGACACGGGCUGUGAAGGAGCUCCUGGAGCUGGGACCCACAGCAGUGCUGCAGCAGGACCCUCUUCUCCUUUCUUUGCAAACACCUUUCCGUGCAUAAACAAACACUGCCCAGCCUGCAUUGUCACCCCGAGAGGCCGAGUUUGGGCAGGAACAGGAGGUCCUUGAAGGUGCUGGGUCAGGAGAUGCCAACCUUCUUGUGUCUCAUCCUUCUCGGGGGCCUCCUGCCCCCCUCUCAGGGCCUCCUCAACCUGCUGAACCCAAAGCAAGCCAUAGGUGGUCUGCUUGGCACUGGUGGAAAAAGCGGAUUGCUUGGCACGGGUGUUCUUGGUGAAGGUGGACUGCUUGGCACUGGCCUCCUGGGCAAGGGAAGUCCAAGCGGAGGUCCCCUUGAAGCAGCAAAUGAACCCAGCAGAUCUGGGGUCCUCGGCACAGGCCUCCUAGGAGGACAACCUGGCAGCAGCGGUCUGCUUGGCACAGGAAUCCUCGGUGGGGAAGGACUUGGCAACAAUAUCCUCGGUGGAGAAGGACUUGGCAACAGCAUCCUCGGUGGAGAAGGACUUGGUAAAGGCAUUCUUGGUGGGGAAGGACUUGGCAAAGGCAUUCUUGGUGGGGAAGGACUUGGCAAAGGCAUUCUUGGUGGGGAAGGACUUGGCAACAGCAUCCUCGGUGGAGAAGGACUUGGUAAAGGCAUUCUUGGUGGGGAAGGACUUGGCAAUGGUCUCCUCAACAACGGUCUCCUUGGCAAUGGCCUCCUCAGCAAUAACAGCCUUCUUGGAGAUAAAGGUCUGCUUGGCACAGGGCUGCUUGGGAAAGGAGGUCUCCUAGGCAAUGGAAGUCUACUUGGUCUCGAUGGUCUUCUGGGUGAAGCAGGAGGACUUCUGGGUGCAGGAGACCUGCUGGGUGGUGGAACCUCUCAGAAGAUGUCAUUCUUCGCCUGGUUGAAGGUGCUGAACCUCGAGAAUGCCCGAGUGUCAUGGAAGGUCCUUCAUGGGAAGGAGCUGGUGCUGAACCUGUACUCGAAGCUGGUGCUCCGCUUUCCAGGGAUUUUUAACUUCCUGAGUGGAUCCUCGGUAGAGACGAACAUCACGUCACACAUUGCCUUGACCCAGGACACCCCCGGGAACCUCAAGCUGGCGAUUAAGGAUUGCAACAACCUGCUCGGCGGCUUCAGCGUCAACCUGCGGAAGGGCCUCCUCACCAACCUGGUGAGCAGAUUGCUGAAUUCUACUCUCAAGUCCCUUGUCCCUGCGCUGUUCUGCCCGUUAGUGAAUGGCUGGGUCAGAAUCAUCAACAUUAAACUACAAUUCCUCCGGACAGACUGA
Messenger RNA from Empidonax traillii (willow flycatcher), 1448 nucleotides. RefSeq names its product glycine-rich cell wall structural protein 1-like. Gene Ontology annotation, molecular function: lipid binding. Bases 309 to 1448 code for a protein of 379 amino acids. The transcript has 10 exons. Lineage: Eukaryota; Metazoa; Chordata; Aves; Passeriformes; Tyrannidae. The record is from RefSeq and is a predicted model, not a curated record.